This is a messenger RNA of Tribolium castaneum (red flour beetle), 4492 nucleotides long. RefSeq lists its product as uncharacterized. Gene Ontology annotation, biological process: sensory perception of smell; detection of chemical stimulus involved in sensory perception of smell. The record is from RefSeq and is a predicted model, not a curated record. Lineage: Eukaryota; Metazoa; Arthropoda; Insecta; Coleoptera; Tenebrionidae. The transcript is spliced from 5 exons. Gene Ontology annotation, molecular function: olfactory receptor activity; odorant binding. The annotation marks the transcript as partial. Gene Ontology annotation, cellular component: plasma membrane.
UUUAUUUUUUUUUAUUACUUUCCAAGCUAUCUCGAUCUAGUAUUUACUUCCUCGUUUAGAUAAAACCCUUACUAUUUAAAAUUAAAGCACGGAAAUUGCAAAAAUCAACUUAAAAAAUUACCGGUCUCAAUCAAUACAAUGAACUGUAUAUCGAACGCCGUACUUCGUGAAAAAAAUUAAUAAUUGUAAUUUUGUCCUUUUUCGUGCAUUACUUCGAUAAACAACUCUAUUAUGAACUAAUAUAUCGAACAACAAAAAAAUAUAGAAAAGAUAUACUAAUCCAGGAAAGAAUUAAACCAUCAUUAAAUUCCACAAAAAGUGAAAAGUAUUUGGACAAAACUCUUGUCGUGUACUUCCCUAGUGUAUAAUUAUCAGAAAAACGCUCCAUUUUAAUUCAAAAGACCUCAAUUAACCGAACCACAUUUUUUCCCAAAAUUCUCACAUAAAUAAGUGAUAUUGUAGCUAAUUACAACCACAUUAGCAACAAAUAAAUUAAGUAAGAAAUAUCCAUUUCACGCAAACUUUAUCUCGCGGCUAUUUCGAGCAUCACAACGCGGAAAAUACGAAAACAUCAAGGAUGUAGCAUAAAGAGGACAAUUGUGGUCGUUUAAUUACAAAUAAUUUCGAAUAAAUUGUGUGAAUAUUUUUCUAGGGUCAAUACCUGAAUUGAUCUAUUGUGUGGCUUUUGAAGGGACAAUGGCUUCUGUCAAACCUAUGUUCAAGAACAAAUUGCAAAAUCUUCUCCAUUCAUCAAAAGUUAAUUCUAAACAUAUGAUUUUGCAUGAGAUACUGUAAUUAUUCGUAUGUGAACAAGCAAGUGCUUCGCUUUUGAAGGCUGACGCAAUUAGACGAACAAAGAGCAAAGUUUUUUCGAAAAAUGCAAAUGCAAACGGCGCUACUAAUUGAUUAAUUCGCCAAUUAAUUAACGAAAUGCAAGGACAAGUGAUCAAAUUUUCAUUUUAAAGCGGGUUUAGUCAUAAAUGGACCAUUAUUAUGCGAUAAAUCAUCGCUUAUUAAAUGAAUACACUUGUCACGUAAUAAUGAGUAACGCAGGGCAAUUAGGUGUUGAUGUAUAAGUACAGCAAAGGUCAAAAAUCACGUUAUUAACGAGUUUUGCGCUUCGAAAACAAUAACAAUAAUAAUAACGGUGUCUGUAGAAUAGAUAAAUAUCAAUAAAUUAAACUAAAGAUAACAAUACAUUAGAGAAAUAUGAAUUUGCAUGAUGUGAGAGUGAAAUCAAAAGUUUUUUUAAAUAGAGCAGACAUUUAAAUCGUCUAGACAAUAGAAUACGUAUUAUGGGAAAAUGUUAGGUGAGAACAAAUUUCGAGCAAAGAAAGUACGGCGAUGGCGAAAAAUCGAAUCUCUAGAUUUGCGAAAUAAGUUAAAAUUAAAAAAAAUAAGACAUUUUUUUUAUUCAAUUUCAAAUUCAAAGAUAUCGAAAUAAGUUAAAUGGCACUGCAAAUGGGAAGUCAAAGUGUACGUUUUAAAAUUAUUUUGCCCUAUACAGGGUGUCUCUAUUUUACAGUGCAGCCUUUAACAUAGUUUUUUUAAAUGGCACCCCCUGUAUAUUUGUACAUGUUUAAAUGUACAUUUUUUGGGCGUUAUAAAUAAUUUAUGAAAAACUAACUGAACAUUUUCAAAAAUGAUAGAUUUUUAUUAUUACGACACUCGCCUACGGCUCGUGUACUUGUACUCGGGCCUUAAAAGCUAUUAGACGAGACUUGCAUACAUAAUUUUUUCUAUGACCGGCCGGUUGUAAUAAAAAUUACAUUUUUUUUAAAUGUCAAGCUACUGUCAAAUGCUCAAAGCCACCUAAUAAAAUAAAAUAACGUAAAGUAUUCUUGGUAUAAAUGGUCUUUAAAAUUAAAUACCUCAAGUGUAGUUUGUUUUCAUGUAUGUAAAUUAUUAUUUCCUUUAGGAGGACACCUCCAUUGAGCAGGCAAAAAGCAUAUCGCUGUCGCUGUCCGCUUAUUGGAGAUUUUACUGUAAAAUCUGGUCCCAAAUUGAAUUUCACUGACUUUUGAAUUUUUUUUUAUUUUUUUAAUACUUAAUCAAACGUACAAAUGCUGCAUAAUUAGCGUUUUUUUAAUAAAAGUGUAAUCGAAAUAUUCAAAUACAGGGUUAGUCAUUAAUAUGGGCGUGCUCGAUUGCACCGACACUGUCAAAAAUAUUGAAAUGAAUCAAAUGGCACUGCAAAUAGGAAGUCAAACUGCACGUUCUAAAAUUAUUAUGCUCUCUACAGGGUGUUUCAUUUUUACAGAGCAGCCUCUAACAUAGUUUUUUUAAAUGGCAUUCCCUGUAUAUUUGUACAUGUUUAAAUGUGCACUUUUUAGGCUUUAUAAAUCAGUUUAGUUUUUGCAAUUUACUUUAACCGUUCAGAAGUUAUUUAAUUUUUUCUACAAUUUAGUGCGUCUGCAGGCACAUUAUUAAAAAAUCGCAGUGGCCUUGGUUUUUUAGAUAUCAAGUUGGAACUUUGUCCGUACGUAAACAAAUGUCUGAGAUAUCUUUUGGUGAAAAGAUCACACAUUUGCAUUGUAGUAUCACCUUGCUGAGACACAUUCAUUUUGGUAAAUUUUGAAGGACCAUAACUUGAUUUUUUUAAAUAGCAUUUCCUGCAUUUUAUUACUAAUUAUUAUUCAGCGUCUCAUUUUACAUCUUUUUUACCUCUUUAGUUUUUUCCAAAAGUUGAUGGUUAAAGAAAUAAUUCGGUUUUUUGAAAAAUGCACACAAAAUUUCUUGUAUACUAAUGUAGCGUGCUAUGAAAAACAAUACAUUUUGACAUAAUAAUGUCAAAAUGGCAUUCAUAGUACGUCACGUUUUGAUUUUUCACGUAAAAUACCUAGGAAUCUCAUCUAGACAUAAAUUUUAUUAAAAUUUUGAAAAGAAAUUAUUAAAUAAAAAUGACAAAAAUUUACAAUGAAGAAAUAAAAAAAUAAAAAACCGAGGUAUAGCAAAUCAACAGUAAAAAAAAUAGGUAAACGGGAAAAAGUAAGGAAGAGUAAAACAAAAUUAGAUAAAAAGAAAACAAAACAAAAAAAUAAAAAAAUAAAAAAGCAAAACAAAAAAAAUAACAGAAAACAGAAGAAUACACAUAACUAAGAAAAAUAAAUAAAAAAGUAGCUUAAAUAAAUAAUUAAAAGAAUAAUUUACUUAAAUUAUGUUUGAUUUUUAAAAUAUGGCAUUCUUUAGUUAAUAAUUCUUCAAUAGAUUUGUUUAUUGGAGUCGUAAGGUUUCAAAUAAGAACAAAAAAUUAAAAUUAGCCAUCUGGACUUGUUUCCAAGCCAAUAAAAAUUUCAAAAACUCUAAUUACAGCUGUAAAAGAAGCGCAAACUUUUAAUUGCUUCUGGUCAAUAAUUAGGUCAAACUUAAUAACUCCCCCCAAGUCUUAUAAAAACCCUCAACACCUCAAACUCGUCAUUUCCUCAAAAUGUCCGACCAUUUCCGCUACGUCUCCACCAUUUUCAAACUGAGCGGUUACCUCCCGUCCCUCAAAACCCUCAAAACAAAAAUCCUCAAAUACGUCUUUUCCCCAAUCAUGUUCACUCUAAUAACCUUCAUUAUCUACAACUUUCGCUACAUGCACCAUGAUAUUUUCGAAAUUGCACGAACUUGUGAAGCUCUAUCAACCCAUGGACACGUUUUUGGACGCAAACUUGCAGUCCUCAAGCAUGCAAAUUUGAUCGAACAAGUGAUCAACGAUCGGAAUUUUUUUUGGAGUUAUGAGAAAUUUGGCGAAAAGUUGGGCCAAAGGUUUCGGCAAAAAUUAUUUUUCCGAGACUAUGUCAUGAAAAGUUUGAGUGCAAUGAGUGUUUUAAUGUUGGCCUAUUUUUAUCUAACUCCUGUUUUUGUGAGAAGUGUUAAUUUACCGCAAGCUUCAUGGGUCCCACAAUUUUCGCACGCCACUGCUUUGGUCUACUUUUGCCAAGUCGUGUGUCUAUCAGAGAGCAUCCCAGUGGCGGUGAUCAUAGACGGGACGUUUCUCCUCAUGGGCGCCGAGCUGGAAAUUCAGUUCAAUCUCCUGAAAAAAACCUUAAAAGCGGUGGAAAUUGGGCAAAAUUCGGGCCAAAAACACGAGGAAAAAUGUCUAAAACAACUAAAAAUUUGUGCCUCCUAUCACGAUUUUUUGCUCAAGGAACACGUGAAGAUGAAGACAAUUUUUUCCGAAUUUUUCCUUCUCCAGUACUUGCUCUCAAUCGAAGGGCUGUGUAUUGAACUUUUCGUGGUCAAUAAGGCCCAAACUUGGGGCCAGUUUGCCCUAGGGGCCAUUUACGUCGUGGGGAUUAUCAUGCAAAGCUCUUUUACUUUUCUUUCAGCCAGUAAUCUCGAAAUUGAAGCUGAAAGCUUAGCUGACUCGAUUUACGACGUCGAUUGGUAUAACGCCAAAGAUCCCCGCAUCCGGAAACACAUUUUAUUCAUGUUGAUGAAAGCCCAAGAACCGCUCCGGCUAACCGGAGCCGGUUUAUUCGACGUUAACCGGAACAUGUUACUCCAG